UAAAAGUCGAAAACAUUUUGAAUAUUUAUUCAUUCAUUCGUGGUUUCGCCCAAAACACACUCGUUCAUUCCGAUGGUGCUGUUUCAUGAUUCAAUCCUUCAAAUAUAAACUAGGUGACUCAAUCUCUCUUCACUCUUACUACAUUUACUACUACUGUUCAAUACUUAUUACAAAUGCACCGUUUUUUGUUUACUAGAUUCACUCAUAGAACCCUUCGUUCUAUUAUUCUUUCCCACAAUGCUUUUUCUCUUUUAUUCAUUCAUCGUUCUUUCUCUGUUGCUAACACAAAUCACCAUCAUAAAGAUGAAACCUUUACGUUAUCAACCCUCGUAAAUUCGUGUAGGUUAUCACCAGAAACAGCCCUAAAACUCUCCAAAAGGUUACAAAUCAAAAACCCUAAUUCCCCUAAUGCUGUUAUUCAACUUCUCAAAACCUAUGGCUUCUCUGAUUCACAGUUAUGUAGUUAUGUCAAAAAACACCCUUUGGUUCUUUUAUCAGAUCCUGAAAAGACCCUUUUGCCCAAACUCAAGUUUUUUCAUUCCAUUGGGGUUUCUACCACUGAUCUCCCCAAAAUCCUCAUUGGGAACACUAACUUUUUGUCAAAAAGCUUGGAGAAAACCCUUAUCCCUUGUUAUGAGAUUAUUCGGAGCCUAGUUCGGAAUGAUGAAGAGGUAGUUUCAACUUUGAAGCAUGGUUCAUGGAACGUUCAUUCUGUUUGGGUUGUAAAUGAUGCAGUUCAAAACAUUGAGGUUUUGAGGCAACUUGGUGUGCCUCAAGGUUGCAUUUCCCUUUUGGUAUCAAAUUUUCCGAGUGUAGCAUUUGCCAAGCAUAGUAAAUUUGUUGAGGCUGUUAAUAUAGUGAAAGAAAUGGGGUUUGAUCCUUCGAAGUCGAAUUUUGUUUUGGCAGUUCAAGUAAUUGCAAAGAUGGACAAAGAUAUUUGGGAGUCGAGACUUAAGAUUUUUGAGAGGUGGGGUUGGUCGAGAGACUCAUGUCUUUUGGCUUUCCGAAAAAAUCCUCAGUGUAUGAUGAUUUCAGAAAAAAAGAUUAUGAAAACAAUGAGCUUCUUGGUGAAGGAUAUGGGUUUUACCCAAGAAGACAUUGCUAAAAGCCCCGGGAUUCUGAACCGCAACUUCGAGAAAACAUUUGUCCCUAGAUGUGCAGUUGUUAAGAUUUUGAAGUCAAAGGGUUUGAUAAAGAGAGAUUAUAGCAUAACUAGCAUUAUUUCAAUUAGCGAGAAAAGGUUUUUGGGGAGAUUCGUCACCCGAUUUCAAAAAGAUGCAGCUCUGUUAAUGGAUGCAUAUAAUGGUCACAAGUUAGAUUAAUCAUCUAGCGAGAUAUAUGCUUCUGCUACAGGAUGUAUACAAAAGUUUUAUCAAUCAUCAGAAUCUAAUGGUUUUUGCAGACUAUUGUCCUAGCUUGCAACGUUUCUAUUCAAUCAUCAGAAUCUAAUGAUUUUUGCAGACUAUUAUCCUAGCUUGCAACGUUUCUAUUCAAUCAUCAGAAUCUAAUGAUUUUUGCAGACUAUUGUCCUAGCUUGCAACGUUUCUAUUCAAUCAUCAGAAUCUAAUGAUUUUUGCAGACUAUUAUCCUAGCUUGCAACGUUUCUAUUCAAUCAUCAGAAUCUAAUGAUUUUUGCAGACUAUUAUCCUAGCUUGCAACGUUUCUAUUCAAUGCUGAAUUGAACUUCAAGUUUCAUUGGCUUUCAGUUUUUUCUGUCAACAUUUUGCAGUUCUGCAUUUUUGACAAAUUAUUUUUGUUGAUACCACAGAACUUAAAGAAGAGUGCCUAUGUUUUGUAGGCCUUGUGUAACUUUGAUAAAUUUUGUUUUGAUUGUUUCAUUCUUGCUUUAAAUAAUUGUUUUUCUCUAGGUGGAUGCAGAAUUCAAAAAUAACCAAUGUUAAUUAUAAUUGAAUCUAAUUGUAUUUAGUUAUUGCUA
Cicer arietinum (chickpea) is the source of this 1936-nucleotide messenger RNA. RefSeq names its product transcription termination factor MTERF15, mitochondrial-like. The record is from RefSeq and is a predicted model, not a curated record. Gene Ontology annotation, molecular function: double-stranded DNA binding. Lineage: Eukaryota; Viridiplantae; Streptophyta; Magnoliopsida; Fabales; Fabaceae. Gene Ontology annotation, biological process: regulation of DNA-templated transcription.